This is a messenger RNA of Centropristis striata (black sea bass), 6618 nucleotides long. RefSeq names its product leucine-rich repeats and calponin homology (CH) domain containing 3 (gene lrch3). Gene Ontology annotation, molecular function: protein binding. The transcript is spliced from 19 exons. The coding region runs from base 575 to 2704 and encodes 709 amino acids. The record is from RefSeq and is a predicted model, not a curated record. NCBI's taxonomy places the organism in Eukaryota, Metazoa, Chordata, Actinopteri, Perciformes, Serranidae.
AUCUGUGGCACAGUUAAAGAUAAGAAUUAAAUGACAUUAAAUUACUUUCUGUAGUAUUAUAUGCAGUAUCAUAUAAUUAUUUGCAGUAUUACUUGCAAUAUUAUAUGCAGUAUCACAGUAUUAUUUGCAGUAUCAUAGUAUUAUUUGCAGUACUUUCUGCAGCAUCAUAGUAUUAUUUGCAGUAUUUUCUGUAGUAUUAUAUGCAGUACUUUCUGCAGCAUCAUAGUAUUAUUUGCAGUAUUUUCUGUAGUAUUAUAUGCAGUAUCAUAAAAUUAUUUGCAGUAUUAUUUACAGUAUUAUAUGCAGUAUCACAGUAUUAUUUGCAGUAUCAUUGUAUUAUUUGCAGUAUUAUUUGCAGUAUUUUCUGCAGUAUCAUAGUGUUAUUUGCAGUAUUUUCUGCAGUAUUACAUGUUGUAUCAUAGUAUUAUAUGCAGUAUUAUAUGCAGAAUUAUUAGCAGUACCAUUUGCAGUAUUUUGUGCAGUACCUGCUGUUGUCCGGCGCUGCGUUCUGCGCAUGCUCGGCCUUGGGUUUGGGUGGAGUUAGCCGUUAGCUCGGAGCUAGCAGCAGAGUGUAAUGGCGGCCUCAGUGUUGCUGGGCUCUGGAGACAACACCGGACUCUCCUUCACGGUGGGAGGAAGCGGCGGCGGCACCGGGAAUGUGCUGGUCGGGAACAAUAACGGCCUGGGCCCGGUGGGUCCGGCGCCCUGGAACCGGUCUCUGGACCGGGCUCUGGACGAAGCCUCGGCCACCGGGAGCCUGAACCUCAGCGGGAGGAAGCUGAAGGAGUUCCCGCGGAGCGCCAGAGACCACGACCUGACUGACACCACCCGGGCCGACGUGUCCCGUAACCGUCUGUCGGAGCUUCCUCUGGAGCUCUGUCUCUUUGUGUCUCUGGAGAGUCUCAACCUCUACCAGAACUGUCUAAGGUCUCUCCCAGACAGUCUGCUCAACCUGCAGGCCCUCACCUACCUGAACCUCAGUCGGAACCAGCUGUCUGUCCUCCCUGCGGUAGUCUGCAGUCUUCCUCUGAAGGUUCUGAUCGCCUGCAACAACAAGCUGGUUUCUCUGCCAGAAGAAGUGGGUCAGCUGAGACAGCUCACUGAACUGGACGUCAGCUGUAACGAGAUCCAGACUCUCCCGCCUCAGGUGGGUCAGCUGGAGAAUCUACGAGACCUGAACAUCAGGAGGAACCACCUGGUCCGCCUGCCCCCAGAGCUGGCUGAGCUCCCUCUGGUGCGUCUGGACUUCUCCUGUAACAGAGUGACCUCUCUGCCUGUGUGUUACCGCCGCCUGACACAGCUGCAGACCAUCGUCCUGGACAACAAUCCUCUGCAGACGCCACCUGCACAGAUCUGUAUUAAAGGGAAGGUGCACAUAUUUAAGUUUCUGAACCUGGAGGCCAGUAAGACGACCCCCGACCUGCCCGACUACGACAGACGACCUUUGACCUUCAGCUCCUGUGUGGAUGAGCUGUACCCGGGCCGUCCGUACGGAGCACUGGACUCCGGCUUCAACAGUGUCGACAGCGGAGACAAGAGGUGGUCGGGGAACGAGCCUACAGAGGAGCUGUCCGAGCUGCCGCAGCGAGUCGCUGAGAUCAGCCGAGACCAGAGACAGAGAGGAGGAGCCGCCCUGCUGGCCAACGGCACACAUGUGGAGCUGGAGCAGAUAGACUUCAUCGACAACUGUGUGGGGGAGGAGGAGGAGGAGGAGGGGAGGAGUCGUGGCGGCGGCGGCGGUGGCGGCGGUGACACGGCCAGUCUGAGCUCUCAGUUCAUGGCCUACAUCGAGAGACGCAUCACCAGAGAGGGUUCUCCAGUAAAAACCAACUCGAGGACAGACGACACGAGGAGACACAGCAGGAGUGUGGUGGACGGUGUGACGGCGCCCUCUAGAGGUUCAGGGGGGGUGGAGAGGAUGAGGAGGGAAGCUCAGCUCGCUGCUCUGAGGUACGACGAGGAGAGACACAAGAACCGAUCUCUGCAGAAAGACUCCGUCACCAGCUACACCAAGCUUAGAACAGCUCAGAGUCCAACAAAGUCGAGUCCAGACAGCGAGACCGUCUACCCCUCCAGACGCUCCACCCACACAGAUGACUCCGCCCUCUUCAUGGGAGAGGACAGAGCUGCUCUGUCUCCUACAGCCAAUCAGUCGCCUUCAUACCCCAGCUCAGGGGGCGGGGCCUCUUGUCGGACAGCCGGCCUGAGACCAGAGAGCUUCCUGUUUCGCCUGGGACAGAAAGAAGAGAAGAGGAAAGGUGACGCGUCUCCUCAGGACGAGGCUCCUGCUGCUCCUACUCUGGCUGGACAUGAUGCUGAGCUGGUGGAGCAGCUGAGGAAGAACAUGGAGUCCCGUCUGAAGGUAUCCCUCCCCAGUGAUCUUGGAGCGGCUCUGACGGACGGCGUGGUUCUCUGUCAUCUGGCCAAUCACGUGAGACCUCGUUCCGUCCCCAGCAUCCACGUCCCCUCCCCCGCCGUGCCUAAACUCACCAUGGCCAAAUGUCGACGCAACGUUGAGAACUUCCUGGAGGCGUGUCGCAGGAUCGGAGUCCCUCAGAGUCAGUUGUGUCUCCCUCUGCACAUCCUGGAGGAGCGAGGGCUCCCUCAGGUGGCCGGGACUGUCAGCGCCCUGCUGGAGCUGGCCCCGCCCCGACACCCCGCCCCCGCUGCCGUCACCGCCACGCCUGGGCCCGCCAGCAUGUAGACAACACCACCGCCACCGCACACGCUCAGUCAGCCUCCUGUCACGCUCCUGACAGUCUGUGUUAGAGUCUGCAGCAGGUUGAGAGAAACCUUCAGAUAAACCUGAUCAGAACAGCAGCAGGAUGGACCUGACCAGACAGACAGCUGGAGACUCAACCACACGUAUAAUAAAUAACAGAUCAAUAUCAGAUCAAUUAUAGAUCAUUGAAUAAUAACAGGAAGACACGAUGAUGCGUUCAGGUGACGAAAUCUGACAAGUAGAAAUAAAUGUAGAGAUAAAAUUUUAUAAAUAUAUAGCAAAACAAGAAAUGGAAUUUUUUUUGCAUUUAUUUAGGUAUUUCUGUUUAUUUUCUGUGCUUUUUAAAUUUAUUUUUACAUUUCCACAUGUAUUUAUUUAUGUUCCAAAUUAUUUUUUUAUUUCUACAUUUAUUUUAUUUUUUUGUUAUUUCUACAUUUAAUAAAUAAAUAUAGGAAUUAAUACAUAAAGAAAUAAUUAUGGAAAUGAAAAAAAAUAAAUGUGGAAAUAAAGUAUUUACAAUGAAAUAAAUGCAGAAAUACCUAAAUAAAUAUUACAAUAAAGAAUUUCCAUUUAUUUUUUGAAUGUAUUUAUAUAUAUAUAAAAAUUUCUACAAUUAUUCAUUAAUUUAUUUUGACGGCACACAAAGGCAGCAAACAUCCUGAUCUCAGUGCUGGAACUAAAAUAAUUUCACAGUAAGACACUAAAAGCUUUGACCGGCAGGAAACUGUUUCUGCUUUAAUUCAUCAAACUGAAUUUAUCGUCACUUUGCUUUUCACGAACAGAUACAAAAAAACAGAAUUAUUUUUAUAAUUUUACUCUCAAUAAAAAAAGCAGUUUUAUAUUUUCUGACUGUAAAAUUAUUGUUAUUAAUUAUUCAGAGAUUAAAAUUUUAAUAUUAACAUUAAAGUAAUUGUUUUUCACUAAACUUAAAUUCAACAUCAGAAAAAAACCUGGUCGGACAUAAUGCUAAUGUAGCAUAAUGCUAAUGAAGCUAAAUGUUAAAGUAGCUAAAUGCUAACAAAGCUAAAUGUUGACGUAGCUUUAAUGGAAACAGAAAGCUAACAAACGUACUGACAGUUGUUUUUGAUGACACUAAUGUAGCAUCUAAUGCUAAUGUAGCUGUUUGGAGAUACGCUAACGUAGCCCACAGGACAGAAUAGCUAAACGGUAUGUAGAUUAAGCUUACAGAGCUAGCUGUAAACAUUAGCUGACAUUGUAGUUUGUUUUUGAGUUGCAGCUAAGUUAGCUCAGUGCUAAUGAAAGCUAAGCUAAUAUUAGCUAACAUUAUAGAGCUAGUUGGUCGUUUUGAUAAAGUUAGCACAGCUAGCAUUAGCUAAUAUUAAACUACUUGGUUUGGGGUUUAAAGAAUGCUAAUUAGCAUGAAAAUGCUAAUAUGAGAUCUCACAUUUAAUUAGCUAAAAUUAGCUUUUAGGACAGUUAGCUGCAGUGUUAAACAUCAGCUAACAAUUUAGAUAUGACGCUGAUGUAGCUUCAUGCUAAUGCUACAUGCCAAAGUUGGUUUGGACUAACAGUGAAUUGAGCUGUAAAUGCUAAUGUAUGCUAACAUUAUGAACACAGCGUGUUUGGAGGCUAAGCUAACACAGCUAGCUUAGCUAAGAGUCGAUGCUAACGUAUCUUCAUGCUGAUGUAGCUUCAUGCUAACGUAGCUUCGUGCUAAUGUUAGCGGUUGAAUCUUCAGCUGUUUUUUUUCGUCAGAUCCAAACGAGUUUCAUGUUUAAAUCUUUUCUGCGUUCUGAUUGGAGGUCGGUGUGAUGACAUCAUCGAUCAUGUGACUCUGUUCAGUUUUUAUACGUUUUUUUAUUUUUCUGUUCCUUCAGUUUUUAAUGUUGUUUUGACCUAUAAUGACCCCUUUAAUGAUAUUAAUUAUUAAUGCAUCUUAAUGACUCAUAAAAUAAUAAAUAAUUCAUAAGAAACAAAUUAUAUAUAAAUAAAUGAAUGUAGUUAAUCAUUUUGGGGAAAUAAACUUUAUUUAUGCAGCAACAACAGAAAACCGAACAGAAAAUGAAUCAGAUCAACAUUAAAUAUCUUGAAUGUUUUUUUUAUGUCACAUUCAAUUUAUUUAUUAAAAAAAACAUUUAAAUUUCACCUGCAGCUCCACAAUACAACAAUAAAUGGCUUUUAUUGUGAAAAGCUGUCAAAUUAAUAUUUAGAUUUCAAGAAAAAGAUGAAGAAACACUAAAGUUUAUUUAUUCAGUUCAUGGAGUCACAGGACGCCAAAAACAGUCUGAGUAUUAUUAAAAUAAUGUAGAAAUACAAAAAUUAAUAAGACAAGUAAUUAUAAGCAUUUUGACAGCAUUACUGUUUGUAUUUUUAAAGAUAUAUAGAUGAAAUAUUUCAGCAGUUUGUCUGGUACAAACAGGACUGGAGGCAUUUUCAUCUCCAACACUAAAUAAAUAUAUAGUAAAUAACAUAUUUAUAUUUAUUUUCAUAUAUUUAAAAAUACAAACAUGAAUAUAAACAUAAAUAAUUUUUUUUAUUUCCACAUUUAUUUUCUUAUUUUACAGAUUAUUCUGUUUCUGGCUCCUGUGAUAAUAAAAGUAAAAUAGUAAAUAUAUAAAUAUGGAUCAUUAAUAAUUAAUCAGACGUCCUGCUGUGAUUGGUUAAAUCCUCCUGAUGUGACUGUUCAACAGUUUAUUAAAUAUUGGUGUACAAAUAUACUCUGUAAAUAUAUACAUAUAUGCUGUAUAUAGAUAUAAAUAUCAAAGGUCACAGGAGCACCACAAAAUAAAAUAAGGACGAGAAAACAGACGUGGAAAUAUAAAUAAAAGGGGGGGGAUAUAAUCAUUUUCUUAUUUUCACAUUUUGUUAACUAAUUUCUGUGUAUAUUUAUGUAUUUCUUUUUAAAUGCAUACUUUGGAUAACAAGGAAAGUAUAUUUUAAUAUAUUUUAAAAUAUGUAUUUAUUGCAUUACAACAAAAAAAUAAUUUUUUCAAUAUAUAUUCAAAAAAUAUAUUUCUUUUAAAAAAUCUCAAAAUUAAACGUAUAUUUUAGAAAAAAGUAAAUAUAUACAUAAAUUAAUUAAUAAUAAAUGUGAAAAUAUUUCCACAUAUAUAUUAAUAAUAAUGUUUUAUUUUAUAUUUCCACAUUGCUUUUCUCACUCUUAUUGGUUGUUGUUGUUUAUGCUCCUGAGGCUCCAUCAGAAACGUUUUGUUGUUGUUUUUAAAGGUCGUGGUGGGUGGAGCUUCCCGCUGUGAUGUCACUAGGUCACUAAAUGCUGUUCAAGGGGUGGAACACACUACAAUCAUGUAAACAAACUUUGUGUUUGUUGUUUUCAGACAUUUUUUGCCUUUUUCUUCUCAUACACUUUGUUUGUUUGUUUGUUUACAGUCUGUUUAUUUCAUGUUGACCGUCUUCAGUGGAACAGACACAAAGUUCAGUUUAUAAUUUAAAGACUUUUUUAUUGACAUGUUAGUGCUGCGUUCAGGUGGCGUGGGACGUUUCUGUCGCCUGUCGCAGGUUCAGCUCUCUUCCUGUGAGGCAGAACUCGAGGCCGGCGGCCCAAUCAGGAGGUUCUGUGAUUGACAGUCGUGCUGUCCAAUCCUGAGCCUCGGUGCGACAGGUGUUCUCUGACUGACCGACAGGUGGCGCCACGGCUGUACAGAAGUUUAUGUUUCCCUUUGUGGGUUUCUCCUGUGGCGGUGAUGUGGUGGCGGCGGGUCAUGUGACGCGGUGGCGGUGGAGGCGCAGGUCACAUGACGACCGUGUGGGUUCAGGACAUUCCACCGUUUCUCUGGAGGACGAACAGACUUUCACAGUUUUUAAGUUUUCCAUUUUUUCACUUUGUGUUAUUUUUUGCUGAAACUGUAUAAAAGAUUUGAACACUUUGUCUGUAUGAGAGUUAAGUUUAAGUGCUUUAAAUAAAUAUUUUAAUUUGA